GCACUAGUCUGGAAAAAUUAUGGAGACAAAACCCUUCCGGCGAAACGGCGAGAGACCAUCUCGGUCAAAUUCUUCAGAAAAUCGACCACAAUUUUACAAGUUUAUCUUUUCCCAUGAACUGACCAGACUAAGGUUUCCCUUGGAGUUUGUUAGAAGACAUGGAAGGAAUCUGCCCAAGGUGGCCUGUCUUGAGGUUCCAACUGGAGAAGUGUCCAAGAUUCACGUGGUUCAUGAUUCCCAAGGUCGUAUUUGGUUAGCCAAAGGCUGGGAGGAAUUCACCAAGAACUACUCCAUUCGAGAAGGGCACUUUCUGGUGUUCAGAUAUGAUGGGGAAUCCCACUUUCAUGUUCUCAUAUUUGACAAGACUGCUUCAGAAAUUGAAUAUCCACAGAUUAUCGUUUCCCAUGGUGGCGUUGAGAGCCUGGAGGAUUUAGCCCAGAAAUGUGGCCCAAACAAGAGAAAGAGGCAAGAAGAUCAGACUGAGAGUUUCUGCAACAGAUUCAACCAUGUGAGAGUGAAGGUUGAGAACUCACCAGAUGAUGAGGAUGAGGGCUCACCUCCUCGGAUGACUCCUAAAAUCAGUACUGGUGAGAAACAGAGCUUGGUUAAGACAGAAAUGGGUUUAGCCUAUCAAAGGGCAAAAGCUUUCAAGUCCAAAAACCCUUUCCACAUUUCUGUCAUGUAUCCAUCUUAUGUUUCCUCUGAAAAUAGAUUGAAUAUUCCCUUGGCAUUUGCUAAGAAACACUUUCUUGAUCAGUCGCCUAAUGAUUUCGUGCUGGUUUCGGGUGGGAGAUCAUGGCCUGCAAAAUGCACUCGGAAUGGAAACCAUGCCAGAAUUUAUGGAUGGAAGGCAUUCGCCGUGGACAACAAAUUAAAAGUAGGCGACGUCUGCAUCUUAGAGAUCAUGAAAUGCCAGAAAUUGACUAUACUCAAUAUCAUUGUAUUCCCUGCAGAUGAGAUAGAUGAUUAAGGAUGCACAAUUUGGUUAUUAGUAAUUGCCUCCUCCUGCAGGUUGUCUUCUUAAGUGUGACUUGUGUUUUCUGUUUUUGUGUAUGAUAUGUAUGUGAAGUAGUUGGAUAUGAUAACCUGUAGACUGUAGUGCUGCUGCCUGCUUAUUCUGGUUUUUGGUUCACGUUGGUUUUCAU
This is a messenger RNA of Ipomoea triloba (trilobed morning glory), 1145 nucleotides long. Its product is annotated as B3 domain-containing transcription factor VRN1-like. The transcript has 3 exons. Lineage: Eukaryota; Viridiplantae; Streptophyta; Magnoliopsida; Solanales; Convolvulaceae. Gene Ontology annotation, molecular function: DNA binding. The record is from RefSeq and is a predicted model, not a curated record. The coding region runs from base 20 to 970 and encodes 316 amino acids.